AUGAGUACAAUACAGAAUAUCAAGAAUUUCAUCCGGCAUGGCAAGCAGGCCCGCCUUGUCACCCCUCAUUCCGAGCCGACGACCGACGUUUCCACUAUCCAUGCAGAGCCACAACGCCAACCGAUAGGUCAAUAUUCACCUGCACUCGAGGCUUUUGGCCCUGAAGGCAGAGCCAAUGCCCUCCAGAAACCUGAUUCUCAAAUCAGACAGGAUCGCUCUGUCGAAAUCGAACGUCUAGUGGCAGAGGAGAACUUGAACCGAUCAAAGAUGCCCAAAUACCCUGGCCUAGAGCGCUGGAUCUUGGUAGAGAAGAUGGGCGACGGCGCCUUCAGUAACGUUUAUCGGGCCAAGGAUACGACAACGGAAUAUGGCGAGGUGGCCAUCAAGGUCGUCCGCAAAUUUGAAAUGAAUAGCAAUCAGCGGGCAAAUAUUCUCAAAGAGGUUCAGAUUAUGCGCAAUCUCGACCAUCCCAACAUCGUCAAGUUGAUUGAUUUUUCCGAGUCGCGGCAAUAUUACUACAUCGUCCUCGAACUUUGCCCCGGGGGUGAAUUAUUCCACCAGAUUGUCCGAUUGACAUAUUUCAGCGAAAAUCUUAGCCGCCACGUCAUCCGCCAGGUUGCGGAAGCGAUUGAAUAUCUACACGAGACAUCGGGUGUCGUUCAUCGUGACAUUAAACCGGAAAACCUCCUGUUCUAUCCAAUUCCCAACGUUCCCAGCAAGAAUCCCAAACCUCAACAACCAGGCGACGAAGACAAAGAAGAUGAGGGAGAAUUCGUCCCUGGAGUUGGUGCGGGUGGUAUUGGUAAGAUUAAGCUUGCAGAUUUCGGUCUGUCCAAGGUGAUUUGGGAUAGCCAGACGAUGACGCCUUGCGGUACCGUCGGAUAUACAGCACCAGAAAUCGUCAAGGACGAGCGUUACUCCAAAAGUGUGGACAUGUGGGCCAUGGGUUGUGUGCUCUACACACUUCUCUGUGGAUUCCCUCCGUUCUAUGACGAGAGCAUCCAAGUCCUUACCGAGAAAGUGGCGCGCGGCCAAUACACUUUUUUGUCACCUUGGUGGGAUGAUAUUUCCAAGUCAGCCCAAGAUCUGAUCUCGCAUCUCCUCACCGUGGACCCGGAAAAGCGGUACACCAUCAAGGAGUUCCUUGCACACCCCUGGAUCCAGGGUACCGAUGAGGAGACUACCGCUGCCGCAGACGCACCCCCUCUAGCAACGCCCUACCUCCAUACCGAAAAAGGCCCGCAGCAGCUCGACUCCUCCAGCGCCGAACACGGGCCCUACCAGCCCGCCAGUGCCCGUUUCCUCGAUCAACCAUCCGUUGCAGCAGACCGGCGCAUGGACUUCCGAUCUCCGGGCGCCUUCAACCUCCGUGAAGUCUUUGAUGUUGGCUAUGCAGUGCACAGACAAGAAGAGGAAACAAAGCGUCGUGUGAUUGCGCGCCAAUCCAACCGCAGUGGUACGGCAGGAUUCCAGUCGGCACUGGGUGCUCUCAACGAAGAUUAUGACGACGAACCCGAAUACAGCAACAACCUCGGAGGCCAACCACUCGCUAAAGUGGCCACUCGCCAAGGUGACAUGGCCGGAAUGGAAGCCAAGCUCCGAUCCACGAACCUCGGCGCUCAAAGCAGCGCUGCACAAGCACGACAACUGCCCCACCAGUCAAAGCCUAAACAGGGCUACGGGAUGCAUGACGCUGCUGUCGCGAGUGCUGCAAAGAGCUCUAUUCGCAAGCAUCAGCAGCCGUUCGAGCUUACUCUGAGUGGUUCCACAUUGCUAGAGAAGCGUGGCCGUCGUAAUCAACCGGUGGCUUAA
Molecule: messenger RNA, 1812 nt
Organism: Penicillium psychrosexuale
Lineage: Eukaryota; Fungi; Ascomycota; Eurotiomycetes; Eurotiales; Aspergillaceae
Product: serine/threonine-protein kinase
Exons: 3
Coding region: 1-1812 (603 amino acids)
Biological process (GO): protein phosphorylation
Molecular function (GO): protein kinase activity; ATP binding
Source: RefSeq, a predicted model, not a curated record